This is a messenger RNA of Thermothelomyces thermophilus ATCC 42464, 1262 nucleotides long. RefSeq lists its product as uncharacterized. Gene Ontology annotation, biological process: tetrahydrofolate interconversion; folic acid-containing compound biosynthetic process. The coding region runs from base 170 to 907 and encodes 245 amino acids. Lineage: Eukaryota; Fungi; Ascomycota; Sordariomycetes; Sordariales; Chaetomiaceae. The record is from RefSeq and is a predicted model, not a curated record. Gene Ontology annotation, cellular component: mitochondrion. The transcript is spliced from 2 exons. Gene Ontology annotation, molecular function: 5-formyltetrahydrofolate cyclo-ligase activity.
GUUGCUGAACCACGGGACCAGUUGCUGGUGUUGCACACGCGUGACCAGACAGCAUCCCAACAACCAGACAGCAUCCCAACACCACCACCACCACCACCACCAUCAUCAUCAUUAUAAUCAUCAUAGUCGCGCGCCUCACAUGUCUGAUACCGCCCGGGAGGAAGAGACAAUGGCCUCGCUCAAUGUGGCGAAGCAGCACCUCCGAAAUGUUAUGAAACAAAAGCUCAAGAACAUACCCCAGCAUUCCAUCGCGUCGCAGAGCUCCACCGUUUACAGCACGCUCAAGAGCUUGAGCGCAUACGCGAAUGCAAAGCGGGUUAGCGUGUUUCUCUCCAUGCCUACGGGCGAGAUCCAGACAGACGCCAUCGUGAGGGACGCACUCUCGGCGGGCAAGGAGGUCUUCAUCCCUUAUCUCCACGAAAACAUGGUGGAAGCCCCCGGCCUGCCAGCGCGAGUGAUGGACAUGGUCCACCUAAGGGACCUGGCCGACUACGAAUCGCUGAAGCCGGACAAAUGGGGCAUUCCGAGCAUCGACCCGGACACCGUUGCAGAGAGGCAGCGAGUGUUCGGCGGUCCCGACGCCCAGCACUCCGACAGCACCCUGCUGGACCUCAUCCUGAUGCCGGGCGUGGCCUUCGACACCGACCCCGACAGCGGCGCCAUCAGGCGGCUCGGACACGGCAAGGGCUUUUAUGACUACUUUCUCUUUCGGCACGGGCUAAAGGCGGGUUCGCUUGGGCAGCAAGAGUCCCCUGUAUUGCUUCUCGGCUUAGCCCUGUCUGAGCAGUUCCUAUCUCCAUCCGAGGGGGCGGUACCUGUUGGUCCCCUGGAUCAACCUCUGGACGGUCUGGUCCUCGGGAAUGGCGAGAUCAAAGGCCCGCUUGCUCCUGCAAAUAAAACAGACUAGUCCAAACCCCGGUUGUUUUGCCGUGCGCCUGUACCCGCUUCCCUCCUGGUAUCCCAUUUCGUAUAGUCUUUUUUUUGUUUGCCGUGUUCGACAUUGUGUAGAGGUUGAAUGGUUUGUCGAGCUUCCCCCACGCGGAAGCAGCAUCCUGUGGACACCUCACCCAGAUAGACUCUGGAUGAGCGAGACGUUAUCACCCUUGAGCAGGAUUUGCUAUUCUCCGUCAGCCCUUGUCUGGAUCCGCCCCUAUCACAGCACUCUCCCGGUAAAAAAACAUACCCCCAACGGCCUCCUCGUCUCGGUGUCGUUCGUCUUCGAAAUCUGCUUGACUUCAACCGCGUCGUCGAUCUGAAGAACC